Molecule: messenger RNA, 4434 nt
Organism: Laccaria bicolor S238N-H82
Lineage: Eukaryota; Fungi; Basidiomycota; Agaricomycetes; Agaricales; Hydnangiaceae
Exons: 11
Coding region: 1-4434 (1477 amino acids)
Molecular function (GO): protein binding
Source: RefSeq, a predicted model, not a curated record
AUGAAAUUAACGAAGAAAUUUAGAGAUUUACAGAGACGUAUUUUUGGCCCUAAACCACCCAAGGACUCAAAUUCCAAUCGGAGUUCUAUCGACACUGCACCUGGCGCUCACGAUCCUGGACCAGGAAACGAUGCAGGGACUACAGAGCCGACAGCUUCAGGCGUCAAUGCUACCAUGAAACAGAAUAUGGGACGAGUCAAUCUCAAUCCUGCCCCCUGUGAAGAUGACACGCCGAAGAUUCCAGGCCCUUCAGAUUCCGGCGUGGCUCCAUCUGUACACGACGCUGGAACAGCGGAUCGAGUCAAAGACGCACUCGUAGUUGCUUGGACCGGCAUGGAGAUGUUGCUCAAGAAGGUCGAGGGUUGUCUCGACGGAACUCUGGCGAAGGCGCCUGUUGCCGCUAUCAACGCCCUCAUUGACAUAAAAAAUGCGGUUGGAGACAACAAGGGCGCUACCGAAGAACUUCUCAUUCAAACCACUGAAAGACUGCUCGUUGUCGGUCAGGUCGUGAACCAAGAUGUCGCCAACUCUGGAAAGUCACGCAUGACGACCUUCGCCGACACUCUUCGCAACGAAAUCCACAAGUUGAAGAAAAUGUCGGAGAAAGGGACAUUUAGACGGGUAUUGGAGAACGAAGCAGACAAGGAUGCCAUCAGUGCGAGCUUGAAACACAUUGACGAGGCUACGAAGACUUUCCAGCUUUACCUCGCAUGGACCACCGAGAUAAAGGUGGAUGAUAUACACUCCGAAAUCAAGCUCACGAAACUUGACCCUCUUCUCGCUCGUAAGGCGAUCUACGACGCUGACUUGGGUGACGGGGCGACAGUGACCCGUGAAGCAUGCACCGCAGGGACUCGCGAGGAGAUUCUAAAUAACAUAAUCGCAUGGGCUAACGACAUCUCAGCGGACAGCUCGCCUGUCUUCUGGCUGACAGGCCAAGCUGGCUCUGGCAAGACGACUAUCGCUUAUACCGUUACCAAACACUUCGAUGAGCUUAAGGAGACAGAAGAUACUAGACGGCACACCGUUUUGGGCGGCAACUUUCUCUGCUCCGGCCAAUUUAACGAGACCAGGCGACAGAUUUAUAUUAUUCCCACCCUUGUAUACCAGCUUGCUCGGAAGUCGAGACCGUACGCCCACGCCUUGCGUGAAGCAGACAAGUUCGACUCGGUCGACAAGUUGGCCAAGCAAAUGGAGGACCUGCUUGUUGGCCCAUGGCAGCGGUCCCAAUCCCGAUGUGAUGUGGAGCCCCCACCUUACCUCAUUGUUGUUGACGCGUUGGACGAGAUCGAGGACGAUGGAGGGUCUGCGUUUCUUCAAAGCUUACUCAAGACAAUCAACGAACGUAGGCUGCGAGGCCUCAAGGUUCUUGUCACGAGCCGACCAGAUCCUCGGGUCGUCAAACUCUGCGAAACUUUCUUGUCCAAGGCGGUCUGCCGCCUGCAAGACGUGCCGAUUGAGCGUGUAGGACCAGAUAUCACCCAGUACCUGCAGAGCAAGCUUCCUGACUUCACAGGCAAGCCGGAGCUGAAGACUAUGGAACAGCUGGCGGGCGGUCUUUUUAUUUCCGCCGCAACCAUCGUAAGGUAUUUGACACCACGUAAAGAUAUAACAGAACCUGAACAACGUGACCUACUGAACACGCUGCAUGAACAACAAUCGUCUUCACCGAGCGAUGCAUUGCUCAUUGACAAGCUCUACCAACAAAUCAUGCGUGACGCCUUUUCCAAGCUUGACGUCAAACUCUUCAACCGUCGCCUGCGUAUUCUCCAUACCUUCCUCUGUACAAUCGAACGCACGCCAGCGUCUCUUGCUGCUGCCCUCCUCUCUGAAUCUCAUGGAACUGUGCUCGCCGUCUUGAACGGACUUCAUGCAGUGCUCUAUCUCAAAGACGGCCAGGUCCUUUGGUACCACACAUCAUUUCCUGACUUCAUCUUCAGUCAGACUCGUUCAACGUUUAAACUCGACGGCCGGGAGAUAUCCGUGUCAUGUAGUCAGGCCCAACACCAUGCCUUUCUCACGAAAUGUUGCUUUGAGUGUAUGAAGGAGUCAUUACGAUUCAAUAUUGGUAACAUAACAUCAUCGUUUUUACUCGACGCCGAGGAUCCGGAGCUGACGCAGCGGAUUGAUACCAAUAUCAAACCGUUCUUGAGGUAUGCGUCUCGGCACUGGGCUCAGCAUUUGACCCAAACCGAUCAGGAGAAUGGGGAGGAUCUCGGUGACUAUAUCACUGAGUUCCUUGAUAUUCGCAUUCUCUUUUGGAUUGAGGCUAUGAACCUACUUGGAUCCAGUGGCCAGUGUACCAGAAUGCUUCAGCAUGUGCGUGAGUGGGUUCUGAAGAAUAUGAACAGGAACAAGCUUGCCACCAACAUUGCUGAAGCAGCCAAUUUUGCCACCUACUUUGUGGCAAAUCCACCAGCUUUGUCUACACCACACUUGUAUAUCUCAGCAUUGGCAUCCUGGUCAACAGGAUCCACUAUGUCUCAACAGUGGAGAGAAAAGUUCCAUGGCAUCCCAUCCUUCACUCAUAGGAAGGCUAGUGAUGUGCCACUGAUCUCAAUACAAACACACACACACAUUUUAUCUGUUGCCUUCUCCACUGAUGGCACCUGCAUUGUCUCUGGCUCAAGAGACAAUUCUGUGCAGGUAUGGGAUGCAUCGACUGGGGCUGAGCUGAAGGUGCUUGAGGGCCACAUGGGCAGUGUCUUGUCCAUUGCCUUCUCCACUGAUGGCACCCGCAUUGUCUCUGGCUCAGAUGACAAAUCUGUGCGGGUGUGGGAUGUGUUGACUGGGGCUGAGCUGAAGGUGCUUGAGGGCCACAUGGGUAGUGUCUUGUCCGUUGCCUUCUCCACUGAUGGUACCCGCAUUGUCUCUGGCUCAUCUGACAAAUGUGUGCGGGUGUGGGAUGCAUCAACUGGGGCUGAGCUAAAGGUGCUUAAGGGCCACAUGGAUUGCGUCAGGUCUGUUGCUUUCUCCACUGAUGGCACCCACAUUGUCUCUGGUUCACAAGACAAAUCUGUGCGGGUGUGGGAUGCAUCAACUGGGGCUGAGCUGAAGGUGCUUGAGGGCCACACACAUAUUGCUGCCAUCUCCACUUAUGGCACCCACAUCGCUGUCUCUGGCUCAGAAGACAAUUCUGUGCAGGUGUGGGAUGCAUCAACUGGGGCUGAGCUGAAGGUGCUUGAGGGUCACACAUUCAUUGUCAGGUCUGUUGCCUUCUCCACUGAUGGCACCCGCAUUGUCUCUGGCUCAAGAGAUGAUUCUGUGCGGGUGUGGGACACAUCAACUGGGGCUGAACUAAAGGUACUUGAGGGCCACACACAUUCCAUCAGCUCCAUUGCCUUCUCCACUGAUGGCACCCGCAUUGUCUCUGGCUCAGGAGACAAAUCUGUGCGGGUGUGGGAUGUGUCAACUGGGGCUGAGCUGAAGGUGCUUGAGGGCCACACAGGUAGUGUCUGGUCCGUUGCCUUCUCCACUGAUGGUACCCGCAUUGUCUCUGGCUCGUCUGACAGAUUCUGCUGGGUGUGGGAUGCAUCAACUGGGGCUGAACUAAAGGUGCUUAAAGGCCACAUGGGUGCCAUCAGCUCUGUUGCUUUCUCCACUGAUGGCACCCGCAUUGUCUCUGGUUCAGGAGACACUUCUGUGCGGGUGUGGGAUGCGUCGACUGGGGCUGAGCUGAAGGUGCUUGAGGGCCACACAGGCCACAUGGGUGCCAUCAGCUCCAUCGCUUUCUCCACUGAUGGCACCCGCAUUGUCUCUGGUUCAGGAGACACUUCUGUGCGGGUGUGGGAUGCGUCGACUGGGGCUGAGCUGAAGGUGCUUGAGGGCCACACAGAAGACUAUUCUGUGCGGUUGUGGGAUGCAUUGACUGGGGCUGAGCUGAAGGUGCUUGAGGGACAUACAGAUUAUGUUUGGUCUGUUGCCUUCUCCACUGAUGGCACCUGCAUUGUCUCUGGCUCAGCAGACUAUUCUGUGCGAGUGUGGGAUGCAUCAACUGGGGCUGAGCUGAAUGUGCUCAAGGGCCACACACAUUACGUCUAUUCUGUUGCCUUCUCCACUGAUGGCACCCGCAUUGUCUCUGGCUCAGCAGACAAUUCUGUGCGAGUGUGGGAUGCAUCAACUUGGGCUCAGAUGCCAAAUAUUAAUAUUUGCACAAAUUCACUCAAUUCCAUCACCUCUCCUGCUGAUAACACCUGUAUCACUUCAGAUGAUGAAUCUGCACAAUUGUCCAUUGUAGGUUAUCCUUACCCUGCUUGGACCACUGAUGGAAAACACUGGAUUUGUUCUGCACUUGGUGGAUAUCGGCUCAUGUGGGUGCCAGAGAUGGCUUAUCCAUACAGCAUCCUUGUAAUUUCCCGCAAAGGGUCUGCCAUUGUCAACUUCCAAGGUUCCAAGAUUGGCCAUGAUUGGGCUGACUGUUACACACCCACCUAG